AACAUCGCGGUCGGCUGCGUGGCCCGAUUACGCGUGCGUUUGAAUUGUCGCGGCGGGAAAUUCGAAACCCCACAUACGGAAUGGAAGACGGUAUUUGGGACGUCACUUUACCCCCGAUCGCGGUCAACGAGCUCGAAUUUAACAUUACGGAUUUUGCGGUUUUGCAAGUCAAUGAAAACCAGGAAGUCAGUGCCGUCGCUGAUCCGGCCUACGAACAGUUUUUAGCCGACGUCUGGGUCGGUAUAGUGCUGACUCUGAUGGUGCUCAGUUGCGUGUGUUUCAUGUGCACUUGUCUGAUUUAUCACAAGUUCCAGGAGUGGAAAAGUCGAGUUACGCCGACGACGAGGCCUACUUCGACCAACGUGGAAGCCGGCAGUGCCGAGUCGGAACUGCCCAGUUACACCAUCGCUUCCGGUCUGCCCACGUACGAGGAGGCCCUGGAACAGUUGAAGAAGGUCAAGGAACUGCAGCAGGAUAAAGGCGGCGGCGUCAAACCAAACGCGGCCGAAAUAAACGAGAAUCGGCGACCACACGAGAACGGCGACACCGCUACUACGACUGCGACGCUGUCCGUGUUCAAUCUGUUUCAGAUUUACAACAAGGGGACGAACGGGCGUAGGUUUUCGAAGUCUACGUGAUGGAACGGGAGUAUGGGCGUCCUUGGACGCGGAAACAUGACGAGUUAAAUGUACGUGCCAUAUAGGUGCUUGCGUUACGUGCACGUUUUGUGCUUUUGUGCGGUGCACUGAAUUGGAAAAUACUAUUCGAAGGCUACGAUUCUCCAAGUACUUAAUUUUUACUCCCUUAAUGUGAAAAAGACUGUCGAUAUACAUGUUGGUUGGAAAAGUUAGUCUGGAAGGCAGAUGCAAUUUUGUACCUCACAUUAACAGAUGUGUUUCACAUUGUUCGCGUUAACUGAAUGUAGGUGAUCGCAAUUUUCUUGUUCAUGUUCGCGAAUUUGUAAGAAUAUUCUUUAACUCUUGUAGAAUUAUCACAAUCCUAACAAAAAACUAUAUAAAACACCCGUGAAAUAUAUGUUUUUUUAAUUACAAAGAUAGAUGCUAAUAGAUAUUGCCUGUCCACGGUACAUUCGACUUAAGAUUGAUGCUGAUGUAAACAUUUGAAAAUUGGAAGUUUAGAUUCUCUCUGAUUAGUAAGGGAAUACUUCCAUUAUACGGGGUUCAAUAUUAAAAAAAUACGGCUUGUCGGAAAUAGUAUAUUAUGCAAGUGCGGUAAACGGCAUUUGACGCACGAGUUUUUAAUAAACGAGUGAGUUAAAAAGUUUACCGAACGUGUUUCAUACUAUACCUUUUCUACGACCGUUAGUUUUUGGGUACAUUUUCGCAAAACAACACGAAUAUGUUCACUGACAUGACCGUUAGAAUUGACAAACGUCAAAAUUCAAAGCGUUGGAAAUAUCUCCGAAAAUAUCCGAUUGUUCCCAAAUCCGUGCGGUAAAAUCCCGGAAAUGUCCGAAGUGGCUCGGAUUCGUGGGAAACGAAACUGACGUGGUAAAGCGACGCUUCUCGCACGCUAGAUCGGUGUGUAAUAGAGGGGAGUAGAAAAAAAUCAUUACUUUACUAGACUACAUAUCUGCAAUAAAGCUGAUAGUGGUCUGUUGCAUCAGACUAUGUCUUACGAACAAGAGGGAGAUAAUUGUUUUCGUUAUUUGUUUGGAUUUAAUUCAGCUUCGAUGUAAUCUUUUUGUUGAGUAGCCUUGCAGAGAUUCUAUAUUAAGUUUUUCGAAGUACAUGCGUGCUUUUGUUAUUUUAAAAUACCUCUUGGAGACGGCGCUUGCAUACUACAAGACGAUGAUCCAUCUUUACGCUUGCCUGGGUGAAUUCCUUUAUUUGGGAUUUUAUGGUCAAUUGUUGAGUUUUAGUUUCUUGUGCUCUUUUUUUGUUAAUUCGUAGUUCAUUUUGUGCGCAUACAGUAAUACAAGUCUCCCAUUUUGAAUAGUUUUGGAUUCUGUAAGAUGUUGCAGUUUAUAAAAGCUACCGGACCCCAGGCAUAUACACGCUAAUAAAGUAUAUUCUUUCAUUGUCUAUUUUAAGGCAGGCGAUCAAUAUAUUCGCAUUAACAAUUAACAACAACACAAUCUUCAAAUAUUUUAUGAAGUAAUAUUCCUAGCUCCGCCUAUUUGUGACAUAUCUUUCCCGUUGUAAAACAAAAUGAAGUUUUGGUAAAUCGAAUUUCCAGAUCUUUUCUUUUUCAGCUCAGUUAUUGCGCAUAUGCAUUUUCUUUCUUUUUUUUUUUUGCACGACGAAUCUCCAGUCGAGCGUUGGCGCAUGUUUUUUUAAUCAGCCUGUAUAAUGAAUUAUGAUAAAAGUCCAUAACCCUUUUUAAACGCUCAUUAGUUGCGCAUAAUGGGCACCACAUUGCUACACAUAAUUAUUUACCAACAUGAUAAUUAUGUGACGACCGAGUAGGCAUUAAACAUAUAAACUAAAACUUCGUAGUUAAUCAUUUGUGAUAGUUACGAUGAAUUUUCUGUCGUUGAAAUUUGUGCAAAUAGUUUCAAGGUAUUUUCACAUUUUGACGAGAAUUUUAAAAUAAAAUUACCACUUUUUCCAAUCUACUGGGAAUAGUGGGAAGAUGAAUGAAUCGGAAUUUUUACUGCAUAUGGAUUAGGCAUCUAUUUAAGUUGACUGUGGCUUUUAUAUAUUUAGUCAAUGACUUAUCAACGAGAGUUCAAAAUAAGAGAUACAUUGGAAUGUCGACAAACUGGUGCAAACAUUCGUCCUAUAAUGUAGCUUCUUUAAACUACCUCUAGAGGUGUCGAGUUUUAAGUAAGGACUAAAAUGUCUUCCAUCAUUGAUUAAUUAUAGCAUAUUAUUUGUAAAGUUCGUUUCACAAGGGUUGUCCAACGACUGCCAUCUUUUUAGUUUGUAUAAGACAGUUAAAGAAGGCUAGGCAUUUGAUAACGUAAGCAAGGACCUUCGUGAAAUGAACUGUAGGUAUAUCGAAUGACUUGAAUCUGACUUUUGAGAGUCUUGGUGCGCAGAUGCUUUUAAAUAUUAAGAUUUCUGUGUUCCGUAAGCAAAUAGCAUUUUUUCCGUCACGAUUGAGGAGUUGUCCUAUUUGCGACACCAGAAUCGCGGGGCUUAUUUUUGAAACACGCCCGGUGCACUUUAUCCGUAAUUGUUUUUAACGUAAAAAAAUGCCGAGAAAAAUAAAUAGGUUUAGCGCGCUGCCCGCGCGAUUGGUUUCGAGUAAUUCAAUUAUAUUAUUCUGCAACUCUGGCGUUUGAGGCAAUCCUUUUAGCCAACUGGCGAAUGGAGAAAUAACUAUUUCUGCCUCGCGCAGAAACGGCUGAUGUAAAGCAAAGAAAAAAAUUGGCCGAGGUAAAUUUCCGUGGUCAGUACGUCAUUUUUAUUUUCGAUGGGCGAUACGCUAAAAAUAUCCUGUAUUAAAAAAAGGCUGUGUUAGGUUAAUGGUUAACGACAUUUUCAUAAUCAUGCAAAAUGUACUUAGUAGGUUAAGGCACUUAUUUAUAAAAACGUGAUAAUUAGGAUUAGGUAGGAUGCGAAUAUUUUACGGGCCAAUUUGUAUAUAUUUAUUAAUCCAACAAUCAAUAAAAUUCA
Messenger RNA from Cylas formicarius (sweet potato weevil), 3584 nucleotides. Its product is annotated as protein commissureless 2 homolog. NCBI's taxonomy places the organism in Eukaryota, Metazoa, Arthropoda, Insecta, Coleoptera, Brentidae. Gene Ontology annotation, biological process: axon guidance. The record is from RefSeq and is a predicted model, not a curated record. The coding region runs from base 81 to 638 and encodes 185 amino acids. The transcript is spliced from 2 exons.